ACUCACACACUCUCUCACACACACACACACACACACAACAUGGCGGCCUCUAUGUCCCCGCUACGCUCCUCCUUCAGGAUUUGCAGCGCUCUGCCGAGCUGCCGAGCCAGACUGCGGACGCACCGGAACUGCGAGAGCCAGAGCAGGCAUGUGUGCCAGUCGGCGACCAGACGUGCGGCGGUGGUGAUAUCAGGGGUGGAGCUGGCUCGACAGCUCAACAGAGAGACCCAGCGAGAUGUGGAGGAGCUGGUGGCCCGAGGCAACCUGAGACCUCACCUGGGAGUGGUCUUAGUGGGCGAGGACCCUGCCAGUCGCAUCUACGUUCGGAACAAGACCCGGGCCGCCAGCAUACUGGGUAUUUCCAGUGACACGGUGGUGCGGUCGGGCUCCAUCUCCCAGGAGGAGCUGCUGGGUUUGAUUGACAGAAUGAACCGCGACUGGAGGGUCAGUGGCCUGCUGGUGCAGCUCCCGCUCCCCGGUAUUGACACGGUGGGGAAGAACGUUCUGGUGGCCGGACGCUCCAAGAACGUCGGUAUGCCCAUCGCCAUGCUGCUGCACUCUGACCGCAACCACGAACGACCCGGAGGUGAUGCCACGGUGACCAUUGCCCACAGAUGUACCCCGAGGGAGCGGCUGAAGGAGCUGACAAGCCUCGCUGACGUCAUCAUCGCGGCUGCAGGUAUUCCCGGGUUGAUCACGGCAGACAUGGUCAAAGAGGGCGCGGCGGUCAUCGAUGUUGGAAUAAACCGCGUCCAGGACCCGAAGACGGGAAAAGUCCGGCUCAUCGGAGACGUGGACUUUGAGGGGGUGAAGCAGAAGGCGGGUUUCAUCACUCCGGUUCCUGGUGGGGUCGGCCCAAUGACAGUCGCCAUGCUGAUGAGGAACACUGUGACUGCUGCCAGAAACGCACUGAUGCACUGA
Lampris incognitus (smalleye Pacific opah) is the source of this 921-nucleotide messenger RNA. Its product is annotated as bifunctional methylenetetrahydrofolate dehydrogenase/cyclohydrolase, mitochondrial-like. Gene Ontology annotation, biological process: tetrahydrofolate interconversion. NCBI's taxonomy places the organism in Eukaryota, Metazoa, Chordata, Actinopteri, Lampriformes, Lampridae. The coding region runs from base 40 to 921 and encodes 293 amino acids. Gene Ontology annotation, cellular component: mitochondrion. Gene Ontology annotation, molecular function: methenyltetrahydrofolate cyclohydrolase activity; methylenetetrahydrofolate dehydrogenase (NAD+) activity; methylenetetrahydrofolate dehydrogenase (NADP+) activity. The transcript is spliced from 7 exons. The record is from RefSeq and is a predicted model, not a curated record.